AUGGUCACAGGUUGCAAACUAAGUAAAGAAGAUGAAUCCUCGGAUGCAAAUCAAACUCUAUAUAGAUCCAUGAUUGGAAGUCUUUUAUAUGUAAUAGCUCCAAGGCCUGACAUUAUGCAAGUUGUUGGAGUAGUUGCACGUUAUGAAGUAGCACCAAAAGAGGGACAUGUGCAAGCAGUAAAAAAGAUCUUCAAAUACUUAAGGGGCACUAUGGAUUUUGGAUUGUGGUAUCCAAAAGGUGAUGACUUUACUCUCAAAGCAUACACAAAUGUAGAUUGGGCUGGCAAUAUUGAUGACAUAAAAAACACCAGUGGAGGGGCAUUCUUUCUUGGCAACAAUCUUGUAUCUUGGCUAAGCAAGAAACAAGCUUCAGUUCCUUUAUCUAUUGCAGAGGCUGAAUACAUUGCAGCAACAACAUUUUGUACCCAAGUGCUAUGGAUGAAGCAAACCUUAAAAGACAUUAAGGUUGAAUAUGAUCAUCCCAUCUCCAUAUUCUGUGACAAUACAAGCGCCAUUAACAUAUCCAAUAAUCCAGUUAUGCAUUCUAGGACAAAGCAUAUACCAAUCAAAUUUCAUUUUCUAAGGGAACAGGUUCUUGAGCAGUAG
Messenger RNA from Cryptomeria japonica (Japanese cedar), 606 nucleotides. Its product is annotated as secreted RxLR effector protein 161-like. The transcript has a single exon. Bases 1 to 606 code for a protein of 201 amino acids. The record is from RefSeq and is a predicted model, not a curated record. Lineage: Eukaryota; Viridiplantae; Streptophyta; Pinopsida; Cupressales; Cupressaceae.